UUCAUAUAAUUAAAACAACCACGAUUCACUGAUACAUCACAAAAUAUGCUGCCACUGUCAUUUGGUAUACUGAUUCCCAUCAGCUUCCUUCAAACUCCAUCAUUUUCCUAUUUCUUCUCUCAUUCUGUUGUCUGAAAGGUCUUAACUUCUUUCCAAGAAAAUUCAUUAGCUUAAAUUAUUUGUAGAGUUCUCAGUUGGACUUUUCUAUAUUAUCAAGAUUCUUUUGAAUCUUUCACUAAAUUCUCUAAUCCAUGAAAAGGUUAUUCUUAUUCCCAGUAUACGAUUCUGAAUUAAAUACCACAAUAUCCUUUUGGGUGUCAUAAAAAUCUCAUCCUCUAGUCAUUUGCACCUCAACUACUUGUAUUGUUCUGAAGUUGUGGAAAUGGAAACUAUAUUUCCUACUUCAUCAAGUUGGAUGAUGCAGCAGAACAAGAGCUCAAUAUGGACUAAAGAAGAGAACAAACUGUUCGAAAGUGCUAUCGCGAUAUACGAUGAGAAUACUCCGAAUAGAUGGUUUCAGGUGGCAGAUAUGAUCCCUGGAAAGUCAGUGCUUGAUGUGAUGAUGCAAUAUCAGGAACUAGCUGCAGAUGUUUGUGACAUUGAAGCUGGAUUGGUUCCAAAUCCUGGUUAUUUCGCGUCUUCUGAUUGUGGAUUACAAACAUUUAGAAAGAGAGGCAGGUCUUCUGAUCAAGAAAGAAAGAAAGGUGUACCAUGGACAGAGGAAGAGCACAGGCGAUUUCUAAUGGGUUUAGACAAGUAUGGAAAAGGGGAUUGGAGGAACAUAUCCAAGAAAAUGGUAAUCUCAAGAACACCAACACAAGUGGCAAGUCAUGCUCAGAAAUACUACCAGAGACAGCUCUCAGGAUGCAAAGAUAAGAGGAGACCUAGUAUCCAUGACAUUACCACUUUCCAUUUCGUGGCCGACGACACAUCUCAAAACAAUAUCAAUUCAAAGUUGCACAAAUUCACAACUACAACAGAUGUAGUGAAAUACUGGAAUAGCUCAAGUGAUGAACAUCUUAUGUCUUAUGGAAGUUCAACUGUGGCAUACCCGUAUGAGCUUUCUUCACAGUCUUGGGAUGGACAUGGAGCUAUAUGGGAUUGAUGAGGGGCAGGGUUGAAAAAUGUCUAUCUAGCUAGGAUUCUGUUUUAUGCUCUUGUUGUAAUAUAAAUCAGGUUUAGUUUGUUAUAGUGUACCAGUCUAGUUUAUUUGGCUUGAAUUUCAGUCUUCGACUAAUAAUUUCGAGUCUUGUUUCAUUUGAUCAUGUAAACAUAUGCGUCUGCCCACAAGAGAACCGAGUGUACUAGUCGCUGCUUAUGUUUGUAGUCACGACUGUUGUCAUAGUUAAUGUCUAAUUACUAUAAACUUGUGAAUCUUUGUUUCCUUUAUGAA
Molecule: messenger RNA, 1393 nt
Organism: Nicotiana attenuata
Lineage: Eukaryota; Viridiplantae; Streptophyta; Magnoliopsida; Solanales; Solanaceae
Product: transcription factor DIVARICATA-like
Exons: 2
Coding region: 383-1105 (240 amino acids)
Molecular function (GO): DNA binding
Source: RefSeq, a predicted model, not a curated record